Messenger RNA from Oxyura jamaicensis (ruddy duck), 1369 nucleotides. Its product is annotated as regucalcin. Gene Ontology annotation, biological process: L-ascorbic acid biosynthetic process. Bases 91 to 990 code for a protein of 299 amino acids. Gene Ontology annotation, molecular function: calcium ion binding; gluconolactonase activity; enzyme regulator activity. The transcript is spliced from 7 exons. NCBI's taxonomy places the organism in Eukaryota, Metazoa, Chordata, Aves, Anseriformes, Anatidae. The record is from RefSeq and is a predicted model, not a curated record.
CCCCGGCGGAGCGCGGCCGCCCCCCAGCCCCCGCCUCCCGCCCCAUAAAAGCGGCGGCCGGGGCCUGCGGGCGCACGGCUGGCAGCAGGCAUGUCGUCUGUCAGGGUGGAGUGUGUGGUGAGCGGCGGCUACGGCAUCGGCGAGUCCCCGGUGUGGGACGAGAGGGAGAGCGCGCUGCUCUGCGUCGACAUCCCGGGCCGGAGGGUUUGCCGCUGGAGCCCCGGCAGCGGGCAGGUGCAGGCGGUCCCCCUGGAUGCCCCUGUGAGCUCCGUGGCUCUUCGGAAAUCGGGGGAUUAUGUCAUCACGCUGGGAACCAGGUUCGCUGCUUUGAAUUGGAAGGAGCAGGUGGUAACCACCAUCACUCACGUGGACAAGGAUAAACCAAACAACCGAUUCAACGAUGGGAAGGUGGAUCCUGCGGGGAGGUAUUUCGCAGGUACGAUGGCUGAGGAGAUUCGACCUGCUGUGCUGGAAAGAAACCAAGGCUCUCUGUAUACACUUUGCCCCGACCUCUCUGUAGUGAAGCACUUUGAUCAGGUGGACAUUUCUAACGGGCUGGACUGGUCGCUGGAUCACAAAACCUUCUUUUACAUUGACAGCUUGUCCUACUCAGUGGAUGCCUUUGAUUAUGAUCUCCAAACUGGAAAAAUUGGCAACCGUAGGAGUAUAUACAAACUGGAAAAAGAGGAGAGCAUUCCGGAUGGGAUGUGUAUUGAUACGGAAGGCAAACUCUGGGUAGCUUGCUACAAUGGUGGGAGAGUGAUUCGUCUUGACCCUGAGACGGGAAAAAGAAUCCAGACUGUGAAGCUUCCUGUUGACAAGACAACUUCCUGCUGCUUCGGAGGGAAGGAUUAUUCAGAAAUGUAUGUGACUUCUGCCCGUGACGGGAUGGAUAAAGAGUGGCUUUCACGACAGCCGCAGGCUGGUGGGAUUUUCAAGAUAACUGGGCUAGGGGUGAAAGGAAUCCCACCGUAUCCAUUUGCAGGUUAAAUGCACACUCUUCAGAAUGGAGUCCAGAAGACUGACUUAAGGAAGACAAAUCAGAAGGUCUUAUGUGGGUGUUCAGCGUCUUUUGCUUUGAAACCGUGACACGAUUACAGUAUCUCAUCAGGAAAGGAUGAAAAACUAAUGAAAUACAUGGAAUGUUUUUAAACUGAUUUUUUUUUUACCCUUUAAACUCUAUUACUUUAAAUAUCUGAUGGUGUUUUUUCCAUUGUGAUAAAAAUGAAAAAAACAUUCGCCCUAAUAAACUAUUGAAUAUUCUGAGUUUCUUCUCUAAUGACAUAAUUUGUUUCACUAUCUUUUCUUUUUAUUGUUUAUUCUCCUGUCUCAUUUGCAAUUAUAGUGUAUUGAUUUAUUCAUUAAGCUA